AUGGCAAGGCCAGGCCCACUUGACCGCGCCAGUCGCGUUGCUGUAGGUGCCCUCACCCUCCCCAUCAGCCUCGUUCACCGUGCCGCGACGGAACCACUUCUUACCGGAACUGUGCUGGCUGCUCUUACAAGAGCACCUGUUCAAUACCGGGCGCGUCUCUUAAAGCUCCUGGGGGAUGCUGGUCUGUCCCCUGAGCGUAUCGCACUCCUCAUCAAAUCGUUGAAGUACCUGCUUGCCAUUGGCCUCGUCCGAAAGCUCAACCAGACACUCACCAGACUUGCUCUCAACCACUGGCAUGUCUUUAGGAAGCCAGGUGCACCAUUCCGCUGGGACAGGCAGACGGAGCUCGUGGUAGUGACCGGAGGAUGUUCUGGCUUCGGGUACGAGAUGGUAAAAGGGUUUUCGAAACAUGCGAGAGUUGUCAUCCUCGAUAUCUCUCCACUGCCUGAGGAGUUGAGGAAGCUUCCCGGCGUCGACUACUACCAAGUCGACUUGACAGAUUUCUCCGCGAUUGAGUCAGUCGCGGAGACGAUCCGUAGAGAACAUGGUGAUCCGACAGUCCUUGUAAACAACGCCGGCAUCGCGAACGGCACCAAAAUCAUAAAUAGCGAUGCGAAGUUGACCGACAGGAUCUUCAAAGUCAACAUCGGGUGUCACUUCAUUCUGAUCAAGGAGUUCUUACCUGGGAUGCUGAGAGCAAAGAAAGGUCAUGUCGUGACCAUUGCAUCAAUGGCCAGCUUCUACGCAACACCGGGUCUCGUCGAUUAUUGCUGCACAAAGGUUGGGGCACUCUUUCUCCAUGAAGGCCUGCGAUCGGAGCUCCGAGGAUACUACGAGAACGGCAAGUGCAUCCAAACCACCUCCGUUCAUCCAUCCUGGCAUGCAACUGGCAUCGUGAAACCCGUUGCGGCCAAAUUGGAGCAGCUCGGAAUCAAGUGUGAUCCGGCGUCGAACGUGAGCGACGCGGUCAUCGAACAGGUUUUGGCGGGAAGGAGCGGCCAGAUCUUCGUGCCAAGGACAGAGGAAGGCAGGGCAGGGCUGAGGAACUGGCCGUUGUGGUUGCAAGAUGCGGUUCUCCAUCUUCAGAGAAGAGUGCAUAACUUUGACGUGUCAUGGGACUGA
Molecule: messenger RNA, 1122 nt
Organism: Cladophialophora psammophila CBS 110553
Lineage: Eukaryota; Fungi; Ascomycota; Eurotiomycetes; Chaetothyriales; Herpotrichiellaceae
Exons: 4
Coding region: 1-1122 (373 amino acids)
Molecular function (GO): oxidoreductase activity, acting on the CH-OH group of donors, NAD or NADP as acceptor
Source: RefSeq, a predicted model, not a curated record